This is a messenger RNA of Nematolebias whitei (Rio pearlfish), 640 nucleotides long. Its product is annotated as gastrula zinc finger protein XlCGF57.1. Gene Ontology annotation, biological process: regulation of transcription by RNA polymerase II. Gene Ontology annotation, molecular function: DNA-binding transcription factor activity, RNA polymerase II-specific; RNA polymerase II cis-regulatory region sequence-specific DNA binding. The record is from RefSeq and is a predicted model, not a curated record. The annotation marks the transcript as partial. NCBI's taxonomy places the organism in Eukaryota, Metazoa, Chordata, Actinopteri, Cyprinodontiformes, Rivulidae. The transcript has a single exon.
CUCAGGAUUCAGCAGAGAUGAAGAGCUGAAACAAAAUAAGAGAAGUUCACAAACCAGAAGUCACGGCGACAACCUAGACCACCCAAAUGUAAAAAGAAACCCCAAAAAGUGUUUUGUGUGUUUGACUUGUGGGAGAAAAUUCUCUGUAAAAUAUAAUUUAACAGCUCACAUGAGAACUCACACAGGUGAGAAGCCUUUCUCAUGUCAGAUCUGUGGAAAAACUUUUGCUUUUAGAAGCGCUUUGAAUUCUCAUGUGAAAUCACACACAGGUGAGAGACCUUUUACUUGUCAAAUCUGUGGAAAAAGUUACUCUGAAAAUAACAGCUUUAAAUACCACAUGAAAACUCACACAGGUGAGAAGUCUUUCACGUGUGAGACCUGUGGAAAAAGUUUUAUUCUUGGAAGCGCUUUGAAUUCUCACAUGAGAUCUCACUCUGGUGAAAAGCCUUUCUCAUGUGAGACCUGUGGAAAAAGUUACAAGCGAAAAGUUCAUUUGAAAGUACACAUGAAAAAACACACAGGUGAGAGACCUUUCUCGUGUCAGAUCUGUGGAAAAAGUUUUAUUUUUAGAAGUGAUUUGAAUAUCCACAUGAAAACACACACAGGUGAGAGACCUUUCUCAUGUCAGGUCUGUGGAAAG